AUGUCCUAUCCGCCUCCUCCAGGUCUCAAGCAGACACCCUCGUCGCUUCCUCCUCGCCCUCCUCCCUCAUCCAAUGCCGCACAGCCACCUGCCGUUGGCGGCAGGCCAGGAUACAAUGCUUUCACCGCAUUCCAGCCACGCGCCGUGGCCUCCAGUCAGCCACAUCGCGCCAACAAGCCGGUGAUCUCGGCCGCUCCAGUCCCUGUUGCUAGCUACGCAGCCCCUGCCAUGAAUUACGGCACUCACUAUCAGCAACAACCUCAAAGCUACCAGAGCGCCCAAAGCUACCAGAGCGCCCCCUCAUACUAUGGCCAGCCUCAGUACACUGAAAACACAUACGGCCCAACCACAUACGGCCCGACCGUACCACACAUAACAAAUCCUUUCGGUUCUACCCCGAACCAGUCCGGCCCUGGGUCCAGACAAAAUGGCAACGAUCCCAACUUCGACGCAGAGACUGAAGCUCAAAUCGCGCAGUGGCAGAGCGCUUACGCGAAUCCCACCGAGGACAGCCAGAAACGCCAGGCUGGUUCAGGCAUGAACACCGGGGCUGGAACACCAACCAUUGGCGCCAGCACUCCAACCCCUCAGCCCGAGUCACAGAAAACGGUGGUUCGAUCUGGUGGUGGUCAAACAUGGCACGAUGACACUCUUCUUGAUUGGGACCCAGCGCAUUUCCGUCUGUUCGUGGGCAAUCUUGCAGGCGAAGUGACUGACGAGUCUCUGCUUAAGGCAUUUUCUCGCUACACCUCAGUCCAGAAAGCGCGUGUGAUUCGAGAAAAGCGCACACAGAAGAGCAAAGGCUUUGGGUUCAUCAGCUUCAGUAACGGCGACGACUACUUCAAAGCAGGACGAGAGAUGCAACACAAGUACAUUGGUUCGCACCCAAUUCUACUUCGGCGCGCCAACACUGAGAUCCGCCCAGAAGCGCCCGGCAAGGGAAAGAAACAUGGCGGCGGCAACAAGAGUGGUAAUACUGGUGGCAAAGUCAAGAAAGAUGGCGUCAAGAAGCCUGGAAAGACCAAGGGAGGCUUGAAGAUACUGGGUUAA
Molecule: messenger RNA, 1050 nt
Organism: Penicillium soppii
Lineage: Eukaryota; Fungi; Ascomycota; Eurotiomycetes; Eurotiales; Aspergillaceae
Product: RNP domain protein
Exons: 1
Coding region: 1-1050 (349 amino acids)
Molecular function (GO): mRNA binding
Source: RefSeq, a predicted model, not a curated record